This is a messenger RNA of Lethenteron reissneri (Far Eastern brook lamprey), 5072 nucleotides long. RefSeq names its product histone-lysine N-methyltransferase KMT5B-like. Lineage: Eukaryota; Metazoa; Chordata; Hyperoartia; Petromyzontiformes; Petromyzontidae. The record is from RefSeq and is a predicted model, not a curated record. Gene Ontology annotation, molecular function: protein binding; histone H4K20 methyltransferase activity. Gene Ontology annotation, cellular component: nucleus.
UUGGUAGCGGUGUGUGGUUAUUGGUGGCAUUGUUGUUGGUGGUGUUGGUGUGUGGUUAUUGGUGUUGGUGUGUGGUUAUUGGUGUUGGUGUGUGGUUAUUGGUGGCAUUGUUGUUGGUGGUGAUGUGUGGUUAUUGGUGGCAUUGUUGUUGGUGUUGGUGUGUGGUUAUUGGUGGCAUUGUUGUUGGUGGUGGUGUGUGGUUAUUGGUGUUGGUGUGUGGUUAUUGGUGGCAUUGUUGUUGGUGGUGUUGGUGUGUGGUUAUUGGUGACAGUGUGUGGUUAUUGGUGUUGGUGUGUGGUUAUUGGUGGCAUUGUUGUUGGUGGUGUUGGUGUGUGGUUAUUGGUGACAGUGUGUGGUUAUUGGUGUUGGUGUGUGGUUAUUGGUGGCAUUGUUGUUGGUGGUGUUGGUGGUGUUGGUGUGUGGUUAUUGGUGGCAUUGUUGUUGGUGGUGUUGGUGUGUGGUUAUUGGUAGCGGUGUGUGGUUAUUGGUAGCAUUGUUGUUGGUAGCGGUGUGUGGUUAUUGGUGGCAGUGUGUGGUUAUUGGUGGCAGUGUGUGGUUAUUGGUAGCAUUGUUGUUGGUGGCAGUGUGUGGUUAUUGGUGGCAGUGUGUGGUUAUUGGUGGCAGUGUGUGGUUAUUGGUAGCAUUGUUGUUGGUGGUGGUGGUGGCGGCAGGAGGGGGGGGGCCGCUCUCGCCACCGCGCCGGGCGAGGCGCUCACUUCCUGCCGCCGCUCGCCUAAUGCGCGAAAGCCUCGGCCUAGAGGGCCGCGUCUCUUUUUAUUUUUUUCCCCUCUUCUCUUACAACACCCCCCCAUCAUCAUCUCAUCUUCCUACUCUAUCUCUCUCUCUUUCCCUCUCUCUCUACCCUCUUUUGUUAACGCCGACUCGGAUUCUUCUCCGGACACUCGCUCUCCGCGUCUCCUCGAGUAAUUAAGCGUCGGCGUUUCUCGCCGCGAACGCCUUCGGGGGUGGUGUUUGUGUGGUGUUGGUGUGGUGUUUGUGGUGGUGGUGUGUGGUGGUGGUGUGUGGGGUUUGUGUCCGCUACAGUUUAAUUCGACGACGGUCCGCGAAACCAGCGGUCCCCGUGUCCCACCAACCCCACCGCCGCCACCCACACGACCAUCCCCGGACGAUUCUCUUCACCCACCGCCCCCCUCACGACACCGGAGUGUCAUUUUCCUUGUCCACCCUCUUCACAUUUAAUCGGUGGACGUGUCUACACUCAUCUCCCCUCUCCUCCUUCUCCUCCAGCUGCAUCAACUAUAUCACCGACUUUGUGUGUGUGUGUGAGAGAGAACAAAAACAUUCAAGCUCUUAUUUUUUGGGGGGGGGCACCGUGCCCCCGGCCCCCCUAAAAAAACUGCAAACGGUGGAGCUCGGCGGCCCCCCCCCCCCCCCCCACUGGGCCCCCCACGGCCACCCUCAGCUCAACAAAACAACAAAAAGCCCCCCACGCACGAGGCGCGGACACGGGGCCGAAGACACAAGACUCAUGGACACGGGGAGGUCUGGCAUUUGACAGCGAUAUGGCGGUGGAAGUAGGACACGGAGACUAACGUCUCCAUAUGACAACCCCAGCACACAUUUCGCACAGUGUUCUCAGCACGGACAUUCGACGUUGCAAAGCCAUGGUGUUUGAGAACCGCAGCUCACGCUACGCACCCAGCACAGGCAUGACACCCAAGGAGCUUUGCGACAAUGAUGACCUUGCUACCAGCCUGGUUCUUGACCCCUACCUGGCCUUCCAGACUCAUAAGAUGAACAUCAGUGCUCUGUAUUGUAGAUUUCGUCCUGUGAAGGGGCGGCAAGAGGAGUUGAAGGAAGUGAUGGAGCAAUUAAAGAAGGAUGGUGAUAUAGAAAAGGCCUAUCUGGGGCUGACAUCUGGUGAUUGGGCCCGCCACUACUUCCUUACCAAGAACAAAGUCCAGGAGCAGACCCUGAAAGAACAUGUGUUCCGGUAUCUUCGUCCAUUUUUGACUGAGAGUGGCUUUGAAAUCCUGCCGUGUAAUCGCUACUCUUCGGAAACAAACGGGGCUAAAGUGGUUGCAACAAGAGCGUGGAAGAAGAAUGACAAGAUUGAGCUGCUUGUGGGUUGCAUCGCAGAGCUGAGUGAGAUUGAAGAGAACAUGCUUUUACGUCAUGGCGUGAAUGACUUCAGUGUUAUGUACUCCACACGGAAGAACUGUGCACAACUUUGGCUCGGUCCUGCAGCCUUCAUCAAUCACGACUGCAGGCCGAAUUGCAAGUUCGUGUCAACAGGGCGAGACACGGCCUGCGUGAAGGUGCUUAGAGACAUUGAGCCUGGUGAGGAGAUUUCCUGCCACUACGGUGAUGGUUUCUUUGGGGAAAACAAUGAUUUCUGCGAAUGUUACACUUGUGAGAGGAGAGGAGAAGGUGCCUUCAAAUCAAAAGCGAAAGCCAACGUCGAAGGCACAAUAACUAACAGCAAAUACGGUUUCCGGGAGACUGACAAGCGGAUGAACAGGUUAAAAAAGCUGAGCUCGACAGGCCAGGAUGGAUGUCGGGAUAAAACUGCCAAUCCUGCUCUACUUCAGAAACAACAGCACUUGAUACAAGAAGGACCAACGGGUCGGCUCAGGAGGAGCCGAGGGAAAGACAAAAACGCAUGGAGCCUGCCAAGCUCCACCCUCACCACGCCCAACAGCUGUGGCUGUGACACAAAAAAAUCGAGAAAGCUGAACAGGACCAAGCCAGCCAAAUCCACCAGACAGACAGCAACUAAACACAACUCUUGGGCUGAGUAUUGCAAUGGUGUUGGCCCCAAUGGAAAAGCUGUCUGGAAAGGCCGGGGCUCAGACAGUGGUGGGCUUAACAGCAAGGCUGUGUAUAAAGGAAGGAUGUCGGAUAGCGUGGCAAAUGGCAAAUUAGUGUGGAAGAACCACGCUGCAGAUGGUGUCAAUGGAAAAGCUGUUUGGAAGGGUAGGAUGUCAGGCAGGAGGGCUGUAUUGGUUAAUGCACCCCUAGCCCAAAGAAGAUGUGAGAGAAGGACCAGAUCGUCUACCGCUUUUGACGAGAUGCUUGCAGAGUGCCAGCACGCAAAUGAUGAGGACGAUGCGGAGGUGGUGGAAGUUGAUGGAGAUGUUGAGGAAGCACAAACUGAACGGGCUCGAGUUUCGCAGUCAGAAGCGAGCGACAAUCAUACAGACAGUGUGAAGCUUGCACCUUACCAGAGGAAAGCUUCACAAGGUUGCCGCCGCAAGAAGAAAAGGCAAACGAGACGGCGCUUAAUUUUGGAUAAAUCUGGUAAGGCGUGUGAUACCACAGAACUCACUCCAAGUCUCAUCAGCCCUUUGUCAGACUCUGUGUGGGACUGUAAUCGAGAAGCAUCUGAGGCAGACCCAAGUACACCCACAGCGUGGUCACCGAAUGGUUUCCUCACUGCCACCUCUACAAAUGAAAGGCACGAUGGCGCAGUGGAUGGUCACGUGCUGGAGAGGGUCAAAAGUGGCUCACCGAGCAAACGAAAAAAGAAGCAUCCUAUCACCCGCUACGAUGCACAGCUGAUUCUGGAGAACAACACGGGCAUUCCCAAGCUGACUCUGCGACGGCGACGCAACUCUGGUCACGACAACGGCGAAGGCUCGGAGUCAAGUCCGCACGAGUGGAUGCAGCACAAGAUGUCCCGCGAACGGCUGCAAGAGCGUGUAGCUGCAACGGACGCUACGUUUUCUCACGGCAGUGGUGGCAGUAGUGGCAGUAGUGGAUCCAGCGAGGGUAGCUCGUGUAGGGAGGACAGCCAUAAUGACGAACCUGACGAAGGCGUACUUUACUUUCCACAGGUUAAAAGGUUGCGCCUGAUUGUUGGAAACGAUUCCAUAGACAUUGACAUUUCCUCUCGGCAGAAGGAGCUGGCACUACGGAGACAAAACAUUAACAGCCAUGGUGAAACUUGAUAAACGUUGCACAUAAAUUGUCACUGUCCCGAGUUUAUCUGCAUUUUAUCUUGAGGCAGCUUAUCUGUUCCUGUAAGUUUCUUGAAAUAACAUUACCAGAUGUUCAAUUCUCAUCACACUUCAUGUUUCAUUUGUUCACAUGUAUAGUGCUGGGCCAUAGUAAACUUGAAAGCAUUAUCAAAUGAAAUCAGAUUUUGCAACUGUGCUUUCAAAUUUCUUAACUCUCAGCUGGUUAGUCUCUAUAUACAACUCUACACUGUACAGUACUGUAGUUCAGUCUUAUUUAUGUUUUUUUUCCAGCAAAUUUUACAAGUGACAACAAAAGUAAGUGUAAGAACAUGGGUGAUACAAAAGCUGUGGUCACGAUAGUGAGUUUAAUCUGGAGCUUAAAGUUCCUUUACAAAACUUGAAUUAAGUUGAAUAUACAGGAUCUCCAUAAAUGGUGUGCAUUCUAAUGCAGCGCUUGUGGUGCAUUUUAUAUCCUACCUCUGUAAUUGCUGUAAACAUAGUACACUGACUUUAAAGUACUAGUGAGAUGGAUGUCUUAAAUAGGGUGUUUACACUUGCCUGUCUGUCCCAUCUGAUCCCAGUUUUGCUCUGACCCAUAUUACAUGCAAAGCACUAAUAUUAUCACACUUGUGCAGACUACUACAUUGGCAGUUUUUUGAAGCUGAAGUUUCACAAUGUAUCUGAAAAGUCACUUAACACAAAUAGCAUUUAACGUGUAAAAUUCAUGGCAUCCAAAUAAGUAUAAGCAAAUAGCGCAAGGGUGGACUGGGAGGCAAGGAGGGUAGUGUGGCAAGUAUAACACUCCCUGUUAAAGGCUCUUUGCAGUUAGAUCUGCAUAUAUGUUGUGGCUGAACGUGUGAAGGUAUUUUUAAAACCGUGAUAAAAAAAACCGCACUGUGACUGUUUUAAAUCCUUUAAUCGUUGAUUGAAUGCAGCCACACUGGCCUUGCAAAUUUUGCUGCACAGUUGUCUGAGGUUUUCUAAACAUUGCAUUUUACAGCAAACUUUGAAACUCUAUGGGUGUAGAUUUUCUUCACUGGUUUUGGUGUUUCCAAAAGCCUUCAUGAAAAGUUUUUAUUGCAAAAAUAAAACAAAGAAGAUUGUAAGAAUAAAAUGCAAAGCAGCGGAUCAUCAAUUUUGGUCUUUGUUACA